AUGACUGCAAUUGAGAAAGAAGCCCGUCCCACGGACGAGGAAGUUGCUCGCAGCAUCUCGCCAGAGCCAAAGAAGCAUCCUGUAAAAUGGUAUCGCUCCACCUUCUACAACGCCCUUAUCCUGGGUCUCUGCAACUUCCUUGCUCCCGGCAUCUGGGGCGCCAUGAACUCACUCGGUGCAGGGGGUGCAGAGAAGCCCUACCUCGUUAACGCCGCCAACGCACUAACCUUCUGUCUGAUGGUGGUGACCUGCUUCUUCGGCAGUGCCGUUGUGCGACUCGUCGGCAUCAAAUGGACCCUCGUGAUCGGGACAAUGGGAUACGCCCCGUACGCGGCAGGGCUGUAUACGAACAACCGCUUCGGCACGGAAUGGUUCGUCCUGCUCGGCGCGGCGCUGUGCGGCCUGUCCGCCGGCCUAUUCUGGAUGGCGGAGGGGGCGAUUGCGCUGUCGUAUCCGGAGCCACACAAUCAGGGCCGAUUCCUGGGUUUCUGGCUGAGUUUCCGCGUGGGGGGCCAGAUCCUGGGCGGCGCGAUCAACCUGGGCAUCAACGCGAACCGGUCGACGGCCGGGAGCGUCUCGUACACGGUCUACUUGGUGUUUAUCGCCCUACAGGCUCUCGGUCCCUUUGCAGCGCUGCUGCUGAAUAAGCCGUCGCGGGUGCAGCGGACGGAUGGUCUCCCCGUCCGACUGGGCAUCUCGCAUAGUCCGUUGUACGAGCUCAAGGCGAUGGCCAAGCUGUUCAUCCGCCGCGACUUCCUCUUGAUCGUCCCGCUCAUUGUGCAGGCUGUCUUCACUGAGGCGGUUAUGUUCACGUUUCUGUCGCUGUGGUUCUCCGUGCGGGCCCGUGCCCUCGGGUCGUUCCUGUCCGGAAUCAUCGCCUUGAUCGUGGGUAAUCUGCUUGGGGCGUUCCUGGACAGUCGAAAGCUGUCGCUGCGGUCGCGAAGCCGCGGAGCCUUUUUCGUGGUGCUGGGCCUGCAGGGGGCAUGGUGGGUUUGGGCGACCGUGAUCGUGACCGAGUACCAUCGCACGCUGCCGUCGUAUGACUGGGCCGAUGCUGGCUUUGGGCGCGGAUUUGCGCUGUAUCUGUUUUGGGUUGCGGGGUUUCAGCUCAAUUACAUGUAUCUGUUCUUUGUCGUCGGCAAUCUGGCGUCGAGUGAAGAAGAGGUUGUCCGGAUGGCCAGUCUCCUACGUGGGACAGAGUCGGCCUCGCAGGCUGUAUCGUAUGGCCUGGACAGUGUCAAGAUCAUGAGCUCUGUGGGCAGCACCUACCUGAACUUCGGUUUGUGGGCCAUCGCUCUGCUACCUGCGUGGCUUGUGAUCAAGGAGAUUGGAGUGUCUCUGGGGGAUAAGAAGGUCGAAAGGGAGACUCGGGGGAUUGACAAUGGUCCGCAGGAAUAG
Messenger RNA from Aspergillus fumigatus Af293, 1398 nucleotides. Its product is annotated as DUF895 domain membrane protein. The record is from RefSeq and is a predicted model, not a curated record. The transcript is spliced from 4 exons. Bases 1 to 1398 code for a protein of 465 amino acids. NCBI's taxonomy places the organism in Eukaryota, Fungi, Ascomycota, Eurotiomycetes, Eurotiales, Aspergillaceae.